This is a messenger RNA of Marchantia polymorpha subsp. ruderalis, 5128 nucleotides long. The record is from the annotation of a GenBank genome assembly. NCBI's taxonomy places the organism in Eukaryota, Viridiplantae, Streptophyta, Marchantiopsida, Marchantiales, Marchantiaceae.
AGCAGGAGCGCCUCAUCUGUGAUGGUGUAUUUUUCGACGGAGUAUAAUGAGAGAUGCUGCAGCUUGCAUUGACGAACAGGGGGCGAGAAGGAGUGGCGGAGCAGCAGCAGCAGGGGGCGGUGGUAGGAGUGUCGUCGAGGCGCAUUUGCGGAGGGGCAUUCUGCUGGUGAAAAUCUGGCAAGAAGUGCUGCGGGUGAAAUUCGAGGGCGAGAAGAAGGAUUUGUUUGGCAGGCUGGAUGAAUUCAAGAGAGAAAUGUGGCUCCUGUUGGUAGCCGCGGGCUCGGGGUAUCUGGCGCGAUGCUGGCAUAAGACUCUGAAGCCCAGGCCUCAUUCGCAACUCGCGGACCAUGCGUACGAAGACCCCGAUGAGCGACCCGGGAGCCCCAACUAUUCCAGCGCGCACCUCAUCGAUUCGUCGUCUCCCAAUGGAAUGCGCUACGCUUCGCACGGCCAUCACGUUUCUCCCCGAGGCUCGGGUCGUUCGUUUUCCUCCAAAGGCCUGAGCAAAAAGCUCUUCUCCGAAGGGGCCCAGGCGCAGUCCAAGACUCCCCAGAAGGACAAGGAGGGCGAGCCCAACGGGGGCCCCGAUGACUCCAGGAGACUCGUUGGAGGGGUGAUUGACAAAUCCCUUGACGCGAGGUCUGAGAGCCGGAGGAGUCCGUGGUCCAGCUUCAAGGUAAAGAAGAAACAAGGGUCGGCGGACGAUGCCGAAAGGGAAUCUUCAGCUGGUUGCCUCAAACGGACAGGUGACAAAUUUCGCUGGGUUAGGGAGAGGAGGAAAUCCAGUUCCGACAACGAUUCGUCAAGUUCUCGUAGCCUGCAGGCUCUGCUCGCCGAAGGAGAUGAGACCACCGCGUCAGUUGCCGGAUCGAGCAGCAGAGGAUUUGCAUCUGCUGCUCAGAGCAAGAGCCAGUCAAUUGACUUAGACAGGUCCUUCACUGGGCCGUUUGUGAUUGAGGGUAAAGAUGCUCCCCAGCCUCCUCAGGUUUCCGAGGAACUGCUAAUUAGAGGCAUUGUCCGCGAGAAAGUUUCCCAGUUCGAACAAGGGAAAGCAAGUUCCAGUUCCAUCUCCAAAGGUUCACCCGAUGCUAAGAGCACGUCCUCAUCCGCUUCCAAAGAGGAUUCGUCGAGCUCGGGUGCUAAAGAAGACAAAGGCAACCUCUCCCUCAAAGCUGAGACUGUGAACGCCGUCCUUUCUCUGAGGGCUGCCAAUCUCGCACAGGCUCAAGCACAAGCCCAAGCCCAGGCCCACGCGCUGGAAAGGGAGAAACUGCGAAACCUCAAGCUAGACAGCAUUACCAGCACGAGUCAAGAUGAGGAGGAUGUCUUGUCAGGUGGAAAAGGCAAAAGGAGAACGGAUGUACGCAAGUACCCGGGUAGUGGAGAAGCUGCUCUUCUACCAGCAUUACUGUCGGGGAAGAGGACUAAGGAUUCCAACAAGCCAAUGUCUCGGGACUCGAGUGAGGUAACAUUGACAAGUCUCACGGGCAAGAGGAUGAAAGACAGAGAGAUUGCCGAUGAGGACAACGAGGACCAAGCGGAAUCUUCCUUGGCUUCUAUGUUUGGGCCCAUUGAUCUCUCCCAGGUCUUUUUCGGGUUCGACAGUAUGUUCUUUGGGUCACCUAAAGACGAUAAAUCGCCAGCGAGAGGUUCCAAACGGUCCAAGUACAUGAGCAGGUCUGGUAACAGAAACCUUCGUAGGAUGAGAGAGUCUCCAAAACCUGUUUCUGCAAUCGAGAGCUGUCUCAGAGCGCAGCAGUUCAGGGAUGAGAGUCCUCAUGUCGCCAGGACUCUGAAUUUUAGCUCCUACGGUGGAGGAGGAGAAGUUAGUCCGUCGUUUGGUCAAUCCGAUGAAUCACAUUCCCCGAGCACCCCCUCGAAAAUGGUGGAAUUCGGCGAGAGGAAAGGAAAGAAUGCCGAAUUUGAAGACGGUAUGCAACCUGAUGAGCUCAAGGGUGUGAUAGGGCUCCCCCUCCUGAGAACUCCACGAAGGAAGGGUCCAUCAUCACACCGUAAGGACGCCCAGUCGUACAAGGGAGGGUUGGAGUUGGUUCUUGCAGAAUCGAACUUUCCUAGGACUGUCAUUUCGGAAGAAACAGAAAGAAUAUACCCCAGCCAGUCGAAGCUCAAUGACGUUGUCUGGAGAAGAACUUCCCUUCCAGUUUCGUUGAAGAAAAGAAAGGUUUCACAAGCUGUCACACCUUCUUCAAUUCCGGCUGAUACUACCGGAAAUGCCUACGAAUUUGAAGCUUUGGUCAUUCCGCCUAUGGAGGGACUACUUUUCAGUUUCGGAGUUGGAAUUGGAGUCAUGUCCAUUAUGGAAUCAUCGGAGAGUGAGAUUGACAGGCUUGGCAGAUUACUGCAAGAAUCAGAAGAGAGGAUCGAGCACCUGAACGAUCUACUGAGAGAAUCAAGACAAAUUACAGCUGACUUUGGUGGAUUGUCCUCUCAACAGCUGCUAUUAGCCGGGAGCAUUUCCAGUGACGGACGGGUGUUCGUAGAGGUUGGCAACAACAAACCUCCGAGAAAUGUUUUGGCCCUCGUUCCUGUAAUAGAUGAAACUGGGAGAGAAAGAACUGAUUUGUUCAGGAGAGAGGCACCUGAAACUCCGCAACAAUUGGAACACAUGGCUGAGUUGGAGGCAGAGCUGGAAGCAGAGCUAGGCUUGCUUACCGCUGGGAUUUCCGAGGAUUUCAACGGCACGCCUGACUUUGAUGAGUUGGACCCGGAAGGAGUGGCGGGUGUGGCCGAUCGUGAUUUGGUUGUCGAGGGGUUACCAGCUGUAUUAGAUUGGGACGAUGACAAUGAUGAUUUCGUUCCUGCCGAUGUCCCAAAUCAUUCUGGGGGAGGUGUGCCUCCAAGAGAACUAGCUAGACUUUUGCGGAAGGUGAAGAAUUCUCGACAAGAGCACCAGAUCCACGAGCUUGAGGCAGAUCUCAUAGAGGCAGAGGAAAGACUGGAGAAAAUGGAGAAAGAAUUGCAGGAAUUGAAGCAAAGAAUUGGAUCCGCUGCACCUUCUAUCACAGGUGGUACGAUGAAGGUUUCUGAUUCAGCUGCCAUAGACCCACAGCCCGAAAUGGUUUCUGAUGAUCAAAGUUCACAGGAGGCCCAACCUGAUCUCCGAAAGGACCAGGUACCUGAGGUCGAGGAGCAUCCUGACUGUUCGAGUGAUGGUGCCUCGUUGGAAAAAGAUGCUGCUCUGGAAGCCAAGAAGCUUGUUUCUGAACAGUUCAGCCCUACUCUUCCAGACAAACCCAGUCCCUCGAGCCGCGCUGCUCAACCGUCAAGCCUCCGGGGAUCAGUGAAGAGCCUGAUGCUGUCGGAGGAAUCUAUGGAAACUGAGGCUCAGGCUGCGAAUGAUGCCGUCUGUGAUGAGUUUCUUAGUUCUGUUUUUGGUAGCACCGCAGAAGGUGCGCAAUUUGUCGGAGUGGAGGUGGAGGAGGAGGAGGAAGAAGAGGAUUUGGAUAGCCCGGAAUUCAACGUUUCAGUCAUCGAGAUGCCUUUGUCUCCCGUUGCCGGUGGCAAGAGCAGUGACCCCGCAGCUUAUAAAAACAAUUCAAGUAUCCCAUCUGCAGGUGAAACGAACUCCUUGCUACCGGGUGUUCCCUCCAAGGCGACCGGGGAAGAUUUGGACCAUGUCGUCGGUGAGCUGUUACGAAGAGACAGCAGCACUGUGAAAAACGCCAUAAAAGAGUUUCUUUUGUGGGAGAGAGCUGAGGCAGAUGAGACUAAUCCGAACAUGGAGGAACUGGUGGAGGAAGAAGCAGCUGCGCAAUCGUACUCCAGACGAGCUGCCGGAAAAUACUCAACACCUCAAAAAUCCAUGAUGUCUACGAGACUUGAGCAACUGGCAAGAACGUCUUUCGAAAGUGAGAGGCCGCCGAUUCGCCCCGAGGCUCCCCCACCGCCGUUUGGUACUGCCAAGUUAGAUGAUAAAACCAUGAAAUUGUUCGGGCUACGUGACCGUGAAGCCUCGGCGAACAUAAAGGAGCGAAACCACUCUCCUUUGCCUAGAAGAGAAACAACGAAGGCUGAAGCAUCGAAGGUGAACACAGCGAAGGAAGGUGCCUCUCGUUUGGUGGCUGCUGAGUUGUCUGCAGCUGACAGUGAAUUCCAGAGUAUUCUAGAGAAGAGGCGGGAACUGAGAUAUGCCUCUUCGAAAGUUGGACUUUCACUUGCUGGUGCUCCUCCAGUCCCAGAGCGCGAAGGUGGGACCUUCUCUCGACACAGAGAAGAUCCAAGCCGAGCGGGAACGAACUCCCCAAUCCAAAAGUUGUCAAACAAAAACUUGUUCCAUAGUCCUCACACCAAGAACACUCGCAUCUCAUUAGAGACACAAAAUAAUAGGUUGUACCAAAAUCCUAUGUCAGAUUGGUUAGCAGAAGUCGGUAGCCCACCUUCAGAAACCUCUUAGUGAUAGUUUAAUAAUCCAGUGAUACACCUGCCCAUGACUUGAAAUGUUGUAAACCUUACUGCGAUACGUCUGCUCACCCUAUUUCCCCUUAUUCAUUCCAGCCUGGUAGUUCUGUUGUAUAUAGAUACUGAAAUUAAGAGACUGCAUUCUCUACUUUGGAAAGAGGGGUGUCACAAGGCUUUUUUUUCCACUUUGCCUUGGCAAUAAGCUAAUCCAGAACAUGACACAGAUAGAACUCUGCAAGAGACUGGAAACUCGUGAUUGCAGAUCACAUUCGAAACCGCACGCAGGGAAACCCAAAGAGUUUCGUCUUGUUAUCCCGAAGUGUUUUUCAUUGCAGGAGAAGGUCGGUGAACGGCUUCAGGUUGUGGAAAUAUCUCUGACCCUUGCCCUUCAGAGAGGGAAAGGGAGUGCAAACAGAUUCUUAGUAUCCAGCUGGCUAGUCCACGCCAGAAAAAGGCUUAUUGAUUCAUAGGACGGAUUGUGAGAGUUAGGAGUCCGGUGCAGUUGGUUCCUUGUACCACAUGGUAUCUUGUCCAACUGUUUUCUGGUGCCACAGGCUUGUAAUUUCUUGAUGAUCACUGAAGAAGUCUCUCAUUGCAGAGCUCUAUUGAAAGCUCUUAUGUCACCGGUGUUGGAAUCCGCUCACCUGUGAGAAAUUUACUUGCCGAAAACAACUCAGAUCUCUUAUUUUGUCCAGUUUUGAAGUGGCCC